GACAAUAACUUGUUACCUGCAAUAUGAUUUUAUAAUAGCUUAACCUGUCUAUAUAAGCUCAUAAUAUGCUUCAAGCAAAGAUCAAUAACAAUAGCUUCUGAGUCAUACAUAUUCCUAGUGAAGUGACCAUGAAAUCGCAUGUUGCUCUAAUCCUGCUCUUUUCACUUUCCCUGUACACAAGCAGCAUUGAUGCAAGAAAAGACCCUGGAGAAUACUGGAGAGAUGUGAUGAAAGAUGAGCCAAUGCCUGAAGCAAUCAAACAUUUUACGCUUCGGCAUUCAGUUCCUCUCUCCAAAGAGAAAACUGAUUGUUACACAUUAUCUUCUGUUGGAGGUGAAGCCUUUGAACCUAGGCCUAAUCUAUCUGUCUACCACGAUGACGCCAAGCUGAAACAAGCUGAGAAAUCCUUAUUUACGAAAGAUUUCGAGCCAAGGCCUAGUGCAACUGGUUAUCAUGAUGAUGAUGACGCCGGUCUUAAAUAAGAAAACUCCCUUGCCAAAGAUUUUGAGCCUAGGCCAAAUAAUUCUGUGUACCAUGAUUGAUAUUGCUUAUAAUGAGUACUAUGUGUCUUCCUGCAUUUGUGAAUUUAUAUUUUGUAUGCCUCCCGGUGUUAAGUGAUUUAUGAAAUAAAGAUUUGUAACCAUACUUGAUGGUUGUAUUGAAGUAUUUCUUAACUUUA
This is a messenger RNA of Nicotiana tabacum (common tobacco), 679 nucleotides long. Its product is annotated as organ-specific protein P4-like. NCBI's taxonomy places the organism in Eukaryota, Viridiplantae, Streptophyta, Magnoliopsida, Solanales, Solanaceae. The record is from RefSeq and is a predicted model, not a curated record.